AUGGAGCUCGUCAACAAGGAUUCCUUUGAGCUUCACCAGCGGGAUUCCUCAAGAGAUGAGGGGGAUGUUGAAAUAGGGAUGCAUCAGCCCGACGCCUCUGAUAAUUUGAAAGGAUUCUUCAAGAAGGUUGAUGGAAUUGAGAGCCUAAUAGCUAACUUGACGAGUCUCUUGACUAAGCUCCAGACUGCAAACGAGGAAUCAAAAGCAGUUACAAAAGCAAGCGCCAUGAAAGCAAUUAAGAAGGAAAAGGAGAAAGAUAUUGAUGAAGUGGUGAAAAUUGCUCGUAUGGAAAAAACAAAACAUAACUUAUCUAACAUGGAGAAACCUGAAUGCGGGAAGGGCUCUGCGGUAGAUCAAUUAGCCGAUUCCUUCUGCUAA
Molecule: messenger RNA, 378 nt
Organism: Triticum aestivum (bread wheat)
Lineage: Eukaryota; Viridiplantae; Streptophyta; Magnoliopsida; Poales; Poaceae
Product: syntaxin-132-like
Exons: 6
Coding region: 1-378 (125 amino acids)
Biological process (GO): vesicle-mediated transport
Cellular component (GO): membrane
Source: RefSeq, a predicted model, not a curated record